Staurois parvus is the source of this 345-nucleotide messenger RNA. The record is from the annotation of a GenBank genome assembly. Lineage: Eukaryota; Metazoa; Chordata; Amphibia; Anura; Ranidae.
CAUUAGGGGACCUUAGGGUUCACUUCAGUUGCAUGAUAUGCACCAGUAAUGCAAGACAUAGCAGCAGAAACAGGAUGUGGGAUUUCCUUACUGAAAUGCUUGUAUAGUGCUUACUGCAUUACAAGUAUCUAGUCCUUACUGCAGCACAUGUAUCUAGUCCUUACAAGGGGCGGACUGACAACUCAUGGGGCCCUCCGGGCAAUAGGGGAUCAUGGGGCCCCUGUGUCCUUGCCCAAACUCAAAAAAGCCCAAGAAAAAGGUACCAGGGGCAUCUCAUGGGGCCCCCUACUGACCCCAGGCCCUCGGGCAGUGCCCGAGUUUCCAAAUGGUCAGUCCGCCCCUGGU